AUGGCAGUUAAGUUCCUCGUAUUCGCCUUGCUGGUGGCAACAGUGAGAGCCAGCGGUGGGUACUCGAGCUUCUCAUAUGGAGUAUCAGACCCGAAUACCGGAGACGUCAAGGAUCAACAGGAAAACCGUGUCGGCGGAAACGUGGUUGGCAAAUACUCGCUCCUCGAAGCUGACGGGACCAAGCGCGUCGUCGAAUAUUCCGCGGACGACGCUACUGGCUUUAAGGCCGUAGUACACAAGGAACCCGCUGGACCUCUCGGAAACACAGCACUUAGUGCUCCUCUAUCUCAUGCUGCUGCAUUAGCUAGCGCUGGACCACUGUCCCAUGCACCAUUAGCCGCUGCUUCUCCACUAGUUCAUGGUUCUCCGUUAGCUGGUGUCAAUCCGCUGGCUCACGCUGCACCUCUUGCAGCGGGACAUUUGAGUUAUGCAAACCAAGCGGCUGCAGCACAUGCCGCGGCUGAUCAUGCUGCUAAAGUAGCUCAUGCAAAUAACAUAGCACAUGCUCAUGGUGCCGCAUCGGUCCCAUUAGCUCCAGUACCUUCCUUGACACCGGUUAAUCCUUUGGCAUCCGUUAACCCAUUAAGCCACGCUGGACACCACGCUGGACACCACGCUGCAGCCGGUCCCCUUGUUCAUGGUGCUUCCGUUGCGCCUUUUGGUGCCGUCGGUCCUUUUGGAGCUGCCGGUCCUCUCGGUCACGGUGCCUUCCCGGGCUCCUUAGGCUUUGGCCACGGUGGUGCAGUAGGUAACCUCGGUGGUUUCCCCAACGGUCUCAACUAUGGACAUGGUGCUCCCUCUGUUUCAUCUUACUCACAUACCAUCUUGCACAACGGACCUGGUGCUUAUCCUAAUGGGGGUGCUUAUCCAUAUGGCGGUGCCUAUGGCAGACACGGUGCGUAUGGUCAAGGUGGAUUCGGUGGACCAGCUGGAUAUGGUGCAUAUGGCGCCCCUAAUCUUGGUGGACCUUUAGCUCAUGGAGCUGGUUGGGCGCCUAAUGCAGCAUUGGCUAACGGUGCAGGAUGGGCUCCUAACAGUGCUCUCCCUCACGGUGCUCUAGCCAACCCUUUGGCUGCCGGAGUAUACAGCCGUGGAUUAGGCUAUAACCCGAGACUCGGCUGGUGA
Bombyx mandarina (wild silkworm) is the source of this 1125-nucleotide messenger RNA. It is a transcript of the gene CPR62, whose product is annotated as cuticular protein RR-2 motif 62. The record is from RefSeq and is a predicted model, not a curated record. Gene Ontology annotation, cellular component: extracellular matrix. NCBI's taxonomy places the organism in Eukaryota, Metazoa, Arthropoda, Insecta, Lepidoptera, Bombycidae.